Molecule: messenger RNA, 4388 nt
Organism: Misgurnus anguillicaudatus (oriental weatherfish)
Lineage: Eukaryota; Metazoa; Chordata; Actinopteri; Cypriniformes; Cobitidae
Source: RefSeq, a predicted model, not a curated record
AUAGGUCACUGGGCUCAUAGCAUCCACGUGGAACAUUCCAAUGUUCGGGUUUGUUGGCCAAACACCCAAAAUGGAUAAUGCUCAGGUGUAUGACACCUAUAUAAAAAUUGUACCACCACUUAAGAGGGUUGGAGAAAUCCUGGUUAAAACACUGGAUUUCUUUGGGUGGAAGUAUGUCGGUAUGAUCGGAGGGGGCGCGGACACAAACACGUGGGACAGCGUUGAUGCUCUUUGGAAGAAUGUGGAACAGCAGCUCAGAGCUAAAGUAACAAUAACCGCUGGAAUUAAGUUUGACACCAGUGAGCCAGAAUUGAUACGCAAAAACUUACAACUGAUGUCAAGGGUUGCAAGAGUGGUGGUUGUGCUGGCUAAUGGUGAAGACACCAGAGCUUUGAUGUUAGAAGCUCAGAGACAGGGGAUGAUGAAUGGAGAGUAUGUUUUCCUUCUCGUUCAGCAGUUUGAGGUCAGUGCCAAAGUGGAUAACCUGUGGAAAUCUGCUUUGGGUCAAACAAAUGAAACAGUCCUGAAGGCCUUUGACAUGGUCUUUGUACUCGCUCAGAAAUCCUAUGAUGGUUAUGACUAUUAUGACUUCUUCGAGCAGGCUUACGAUAGGUUACAAGGAGCACCAUUUUACAGUAACCUGUCCUCAGAAAAUGAGGUAAGCUCCUACGCAGCUUAUUUACAUGAUUCUGUACUGCUGUAUGCUAUGGGUCUAAAAGAAGCCUUUAAAAAUGGUAAAGAUAUCCGCCAUGGACGAGAGAUCGUCCAGAAACUCAGAGACAGGACCAGCAUCAGGUUUUAUGGGGCUUCAGGUUUAGUUCACUUUGAUGAAUUUGGAGAGAGGAACCUAGACUAUUCAGUAUUUGACCUGCAGCAAACAGAAGGAGUCAUCAAAUUUGUUCCUGUAUUGGAUUUUGACAGCCAAACAAAAAUGAUCAAACCCACAUUACGCUUUUCUAAUGUCUUUUGGCCAACUGGAAAACCUCCACCAGAUAAUCCAGACUGUGGUUUCAAUAACGAACUCUGCGAAUGGUUGGAAAACGAGAUAUCUCUACUCGUGUUGUUGGUGGCUCUGCCUGUGUUUGGAGUGAUAGCUGUGGCUUUGGUCACUCUGCUGAUGGUUCAGAAGCUCCGUCUACAAACUCGCCUGGAUGAGUCCAACUGGUGGCUUAUUGACUACAACGACAUAACUAUCCUCAAAGAGCCUAAAGGAACCCAGACACUGUCUGCUAGGUCGACACCAAGCAAAUGUGGCAGUGGAGGAUCUCAGUCUAUCUUCUCCUCAAACAGUUGUAGUUUUAAAGGAAGUGGAAAAGAAGCCAUCUACACCACUAUCGGUAUCUAUCAGGGAAACGAGGUGGGCAUAAAAUACUUGAAAAAUCAAAUCCUCACCAAUAUCAAGAAGCCGUCUGUUAUUGCAGAAUUCAAUAUGUUGGGGAAAAACACACGUGGAUUUCUGCGUUCACCCUUCAGUUUGAGCACAGCAACAGGCUUAAAAGAAAUAAAACACGAGAACCUGGUCCAGUUCUUCGGUGUGUGUGUUGAGCCUCCAAACGUCUGUAUUGUAAUGCAGUACUGCAAGAAAGGAAGUCUGAAGGAUGUUCUCCAGAGCAACGAGAUCGAUCUGGACUGGAUGUUCAAAUUAUCCUUUGCCUAUGAUAUUGUUAAUGGUAUGGAGUACAUACACAAGAGCAGUCUAAGGUCUCAUGGAAAUCUAAAACCCAGCACUUGUCUAGUAGACAGCAGGCUGCAGAUCAAGCUGUCUGGAUUUGGUCUGUGGGAAUUCAAACAUGGAUCCAAAUACAGAUUAAUCCCGCUGGAGAAUCCAAAGUAUGAAGAGAUGUACUAUACUGCACCAGAGUUUUUAAGAGAAAUCUAUUUCCCAUUUAAUGGCACGCAGAAGGGAGAUAUCUACAGUUUUGCUAUAAUAAUGCGGGAGAUAAUGUACAGUACAGAGACGGGCCCAUACCACGAUGUUCAUCUAGAACCGAAAGAGAUUAUCAAGCAGUUAAGGACCCCCAUGUCCGAAGAGCCCCUUAGACCCACCCUGCUUGCUGAUAUCUGUGAUGAACGCCUGAUACCUUUGCUAAAAGCUUGCUGGAGUGAAAACCCAGAACACAGACCACCGUUCACCACUAUCAGGAGACGUCUGCGGGAAGCCAUCCCUGAAGGUCAUGUCAACAUCCUGGAUAACAUGGUGAAUAAACUUGAGAAAUAUGCCAAUCAUCUGGAAGAGGUUGUGGAGGAGAGAACCAAUCAGCUCACGGCAGAAAAGACCAGAGCGGAUAAGCUUCUCUCUAGCAUGCUGCCCAGGUAUAUCGCAGAUGAGCUAAUGGCUGGAAAAUCAGUGGAGCCCAAAAGUUACGAUAUGGUCUCCAUCUUUUUCUCUGACAUUGUGGGGUUUACCACCAUGUGCUCCAUUAGCUCGGCUCUGGAGGUGGUCACGCUCCUCAAUGACCUUUACAGUCUGUUUGAUGAGAUCAUCAAGCUAUACGAUGUCUACAAGGUGGAAACAAUUGGAGAUGCAUAUAUGGUAGCCAGCGGGCUACCUAUCAUUAAUAAUGGCCAUGCUGAGGAGAUCUCUACCAUGGCACUCCACUUCCUCUAUGCCAUCAAAAGGUUCAAAAUUAGGCAUUUGCCGAAUGAGAAACUGGCCCUACGGAUUGGGAUCAAUUCUGGCCCAGUGGUUGCUGGAGUUGUGGGUAGCACUAUGCCCCGGUACUGUUUGUUUGGGGAUACAGUGAACACGGCUUCCAGAAUGGAGAGCAACAGUCUUCCACUGAAAAUCCACGUCUCUCAAAGCACCGCGGAAAUUCUCAUAAAGACUGGACAUUUUGAACUGGAGGAAAGAGGCGAUAUUGAGAUCAAGGGAAAGGGAACGCAGAAGACCUUCUGGCUGCAAAACAAAACAGGAUUUAAGAUUCCUCCCACUGGCCAGGACUAUGAUGCAAAACUUAAAUCAGUAUCAGAUCAGGAGAAAACCAAGGCAGCCUCAACAAAUGAUGGUGAGAAUAAAGAAAGAAGAACAAUCCAGAGGAGUCCAGGCUUUGCUAAAAUGUCAGAAAUGCACACCCUCACUGUACCCGACAUUUAGUCCAACCAUGACUUUUUAUAUACUGUAAACUUUGAUGUCCAGGUACAAUUACACAUUUUAAACAUUAAAUAAGGGCAAGACACGUUCAAAUUGAAUAAGAAUUUAAUUACUUAAAAUAUUUGUACACAAACCAAUUACACAAGAAUAUGUAUUCUUGUUAGAAUAAAAAUUAACAAUUGAAUCGCUAAUUUACUUACUCUACAAAUAUUUAUGUAAGAAACACUAAACACAAGUUAAAAAUGCAAGUGAACGUUUUUAGGUGAAGAUCGAUACACUCCCUGAGACACACAUAUAUGGUGGCGGUGUGCAGGUGUAUGCAUGCAUGUCUUUAUUUAGGUAUCUUCAUGAAAGUGCAAAUGUGUGUUUCAUUGCAUUUAGAAGUGACCCAUAUUUGGCCUCGUUACAAACUGAAGUACCUUAAAAAUUCAUUUAGUAGAAGUAUGGGCAGCAGACACACAAAUGGGCCUGUAACACAGAGGGGUGAGAAAAACAAAUCUUUUGAGUAGCACAAAAUAGGAAGUGACAUCAUAAGAUGACACUAAUAUAGAACCAUGUUUUUACAUACCGUAAACAAAUUUUAUAAAAUCUUUGGAAAUACUUUACAAGCAGCUAUAAUUUAUUACCAUGAUCUAUAAAGUAUCUGUCAGCAAUGCAACAUUUACAGUAAAGAGACUAACCUGCAAGAUGCAUGCAACUUGAGGAGAGUUGUGCUGUAAACAGUCAGGCUUAACAAUGAGUUAUCAGGUUUAAAACUUCAAAUCAUGCAAAAACAAAAUGUUAAAUACCUCUGACUUGAAACUCCAUGGUCAGGAUGCCUCCAUUUGGGUCAGGUUCGAAUUCUGUACUUCUCGAUGUGCAUGGAGUCUUGGAUCAAAUGAAGAAGAGUUUUAAUGGUGGCCAGUAUUUAAAUCAUUAAAUUGAUAUUAAUACUUACUGGUUGACAGAACAGCUUUUCCCCAUCGCACACUUGCACCUCACAGUGCAGCCAAACAGUGGACACUUUCUCCAGCCGCUGGAAGCGGAACGAGUUGAACUUAAACAUGGACCUGCUGUCUUUGGCAUUUUCAAAUAUGGUGACUGUGUUGUCUAAAGAGCAACUGUGAACCAGGAGCAAACAUAUUCAGUAUUGAAUCACGUAAAGGAAAAUUAUGACUGUUCUCUUUAAUAAAUAAUAUAAACUUACCUGUUCAGAAUUAAAGUCCACCUUUUCCUGUCUGUUGAAUAAGGUGUAGGUGUUGCCCAGCAGUUUGUUAUGACUACUUUGAACCUAUUAAAGAGAGUCUUUUGCAUUGGC